Carcharodon carcharias (great white shark) is the source of this 3766-nucleotide messenger RNA. RefSeq names its product alpha and gamma adaptin binding protein (gene aagab). Lineage: Eukaryota; Metazoa; Chordata; Chondrichthyes; Lamniformes; Lamnidae. The record is from RefSeq and is a predicted model, not a curated record. The transcript has 10 exons. Bases 171 to 1103 code for a protein of 310 amino acids.
GCUCAGGGACGCGUAAAAUGGGGCGUUUAAUCUGUCCGAUUUAGGUGUGAACGUUAACAGGGUUCGGUUGCUAAGGGGGAAAAAGAUGAGGCCUAGGGGGAAGCGAGGCACCUUUGACCCCGGCGGUUGCUAGGGUGAGAGGUCAGAGGUGAGUGAAGGGCCGAGUCGAGAUGGAGAUUCCCAGCGUUUUGCUCGUCAGCUGCUGCCCGAGUUUCGUGGAGGAGGCGCUGGUGAAAGACAUUAUUGGCACAGAUGACCUUCCUGAGUACACUGGCCCCAGGAAUGAGGUCCGCUCUUACCCCUGGACAAUAGAUAACAAGUAUUAUACCGCUACCGUUCAACUGUGUGUGGUGCCCAACAAAUUCAUACUGACAAAGGAGAUCGCUGACACGGUGGAGGCCUUCCUGAUUUACUUUGACAGCACAACAAAGUCGGGCCUUGAUGAGGUAUCUACUUGGCUUCCCCUAACUCAAGAGUGGACCCCCGAGGUUUUGAUUCUGGUGUGUGACAGAGUUUCAGACAAUGGGGUGAGCAGGCAAACAGCACAGCAAUGGUGUAUUAAAUAUGGAUUUGAAUUGGUGGAGCUCAAUCCAGAAGAGUUGCCAGAUGAAGAAGAUGACUUCCCUGAAUCCACUGGAGUAACAAGAAUUAUUCAAGCCUUGAAUGCAAAUGUGUGGCCAAAUGUUGAGAUGAAAACAGAUAGGCCACAGGACUUUGGAAUUCUCAGUAGUUUAACUGGUGUGCUUGAGAAUUGUGGAACAGAAGCAGAAACACAAGUGGAAUACCACAGCCUUAUGGAACCUGAUGCUGAAUCACUUUCAGAAGAUAGUGAUAGGGUAGCAGCUCUUCAGACAGACAGUGUCAUAGCAGAUCCUAUGUUACAUUUGGAUAUCCAAGAACUCGCCACCCUUACCACAGGCGAAGUUGACUGUGAAAACUUUGAGCGUUUAUUUGAGAAGCUGAAGGAAAUGAAAGACAAAGCAGCAACGUUACCUCAUGAGCAAAGAAAACUACAUGCAGAAAAGGUUGCUAAAGCUUUUUGGAUGGCCAUUGGUGGAGACAGAGAAGAGAUUGAGGAGCCGUCUGAUGAAGAGAAUGACUAAGGGCUUGGUCAUUUUGUGGUUUUCAGAUGAAAGAUUUUAUUUUGUGUAUGAGUCAGUGUUCUGCUCAGAUCCCUCUAUAGACGUUUCAUUCCCAGGGUUGCCGGGUCAAGAUUUUUCAUGCAACUGUACCCAAGUCAAUGUUUGAAUCAGCUGGAUGAUAAGAUGUGAAUCUUCAUCUGUGUUUUUCCCCUUUCUCAACUGUACUUAUUUAUUAGACUAAACAUCCGAGUUAAGAAGCCCCCGUGGGAGGAAGCAUUGCCCCCACCCACUUCUGGGCUACAUCACCCUCCAAGAUCUUGGACAUUUAGCUACAUGAGCUGGUACUGGUUUGACUGGGUGUUGAGCUUUCCCAUUCCUAUUACACUCAGUCCCACCCAGAGGCUUUGUUCUAUUUUUACUGAACAGAUAGGAUUUUGUAUAGAACAACUGUUCCACUCAUGCACUCAUUUCAUUGCUGGACCAGUACACUUGUGAUAAAUAUUUUUUGGAGUAACCAGGGACACACCAAUAUCAAACACCAAGAAUACAGUGUGUCUUAAAAGAAUUUUCUUAUAGAUUCAGCAUAAAACUGUAACUGGUUCAUUUGCACUGUAGGCAAUGAACAUAAUUAACAACUAUGAUUUGGUGCUGCCUGAAAAUGCACACAUUUGUGUGCGUGGAGAAUGUGUAAAGAGAUUAGCAUAAAGUAAACCAAUCUAGAGUACAAUUAAGUAACUUUCAUGGAGAAAAUAAACAAAUAAAUAUCUUCACUCCUUGUAUAUGUUUCAGAAACUGUCCCUAAAGAUUUUUACUACAUAUUGGGCACAAGUAUACACUGUGCGCUUAUUGCCAUAUGAUUCAGGUAAAUAUUUUUAGUGACUUUCAUCGGAAAAAGAUGGGGGUGCAAGCAGACAGGUAAAUUACACGGUUGCCAAUCAAUACUUCACAUAUCAAUGGAGCACGAAACACAAACCUCUUUGCAGAUAAUCAUUUUUUUAAAAUUGGCUUCUUUAGUGUUGGGGUCUAUUCCUUUUGCAGUUACCUGAUGGAGAAUGGCAUUCCAAUUGAGGAAUGUGGUGAGUACACCAAGUGGUAAACCUCUCACCUAUGAAAGCUGCUUCCAAACCCACUCCAGACAGAUUGCUUGAGUGUCUGUUAUGUCUGCGAAGGUACUGUAAAAUCCAUUUAGGCUAUCUUAUCCAGUUCCUCAUGGGCCUAUAUCUACAGCAUGAAAACUCCUCCGAACUUGGUGCUAAAUUGACUUGAAGCAGCGGGAAGAUGUGGGAAAUGAGAAAAAUUGUGCCUUGGUACAACGUGAAGUGUACUUGAGGUACGUGGCUGGGAGCUAGACUGUAUUUUUAAUCUGAUGGUGUGAAGUGCUGGAUGUCCAAAAUGGGAAAUGUUCCAUUUCUCAGUUCUAACUAACACCUCUGACGAAAAUGUCAUAAACCCAGAAUGACAUACAAUUCAAUAUUCUAUCAAUUUCUCAAUAAAGCUGAUCAAAAAUGCUAUGUUCCCCUUGCUUGUGCUUCCUGCCUUGAGAAUUUUAUAAAAUGAAAGAUUGUACCCUAGUUAAGGAGGGAAAAGAAUCAGCCAGGGUUCCUGCUCCUACCCAGGUGUGGACAUCCUGAAACCAGAUUGGGUUUAGCUUUGAUUCCCCCCAGUUGCCUGCCAUCCCACUUGUCCAUUACGCUUGUUGACCUGCAUUGGCUCCCACUGCAAUGGCUUAAGUUUAAAACUCCUAUCUUUGUGAUUAGAUCUCUCCUUGGCAUCCCUAUCUAACCUCCUGCAGUUUGUCAAAGAAAACCCUCCAACUCUUAUUUUGACACCAUAAUGCCUUUCUUUAUCCUAUCAUUGGCAGCUCAGCCGUCAUCUACUUUGGUCUUGCAUCUCUGGGAUUCCCUUCCUAAAUUGUUCUGCCUCUCCAACAGCUCUUCCUUUUAAGACCUUUCUUAAGAUCCACCUAGGUUAAGCAAACUAAAUUUUCCUUCUCUGCCUUUUGUAUCUGGUUUUCUUUACAUCCCUGUGAUGCCUUCUGAUGUUUUUGUUCAUUAAAGGUACAAUUGUAGUUUCAUUGUUGUCCAGCUGACACAUGAAUAGUCAUUUGGAUACAGUCCUGGAAAGUGGCAGACACCUGUAGAAUAACAUGAAUUUGUUCCUUUUUUUCCCCUCAGAUUUUCUUAAUUUCAUUCCCAAUAUUCUCCUUUCCACCACCGGCAAAAGCUACUGAAACGUCCAUUUGUCUCAUUGUUGCAGGAUCUUGCUGUGUGCAUUAUGGUUAUUGUGUUAUCUACAUAAAUGACUGCACUUUAGGAUGUUUGAGACGUGAUGAGGCUCAAUAUAAAUGCAAGCUUAACUUUACAUAAAAUUGCUGUGUAAUAUUUUAAAAGUGGUUAACUCAGCAAAAAAAAAUAAAAUAAUUUUAGACAAACCAGUAUGUGAUAAGAUUUAAAUAUCUGGAUGUGUUUUGAGGGAGGUGGGACUGAGGAUUCUUUGAAAUGGCAGGUAGGUGAGCAACUUAUCUUCCUAAAGGGACACAUUUUUUGGCCCUAUGUCAUUUUCUCUUGUUCAUAUUACAGCACUGACCAUUGAACUUAUACUUAAUGCUGGUAAUUUAAUAUCACUUUUUGGCAAUUGCUGUAUAAAUGGGUUUUAUUUCUUUGUGACUAAAUCUCUUUGCUGAA